This is a messenger RNA of Schistocerca nitens (vagrant locust), 2621 nucleotides long. It is a transcript of the gene tkv, whose product is annotated as bone morphogenetic protein receptor type-1B. Gene Ontology annotation, molecular function: SMAD binding; ATP binding; transforming growth factor beta receptor activity, type I. Gene Ontology annotation, biological process: dorsal/ventral pattern formation; protein phosphorylation; BMP signaling pathway. The record is from RefSeq and is a predicted model, not a curated record. Bases 29 to 1576 code for a protein of 515 amino acids. Gene Ontology annotation, cellular component: signaling receptor complex; plasma membrane. The transcript has 8 exons. NCBI's taxonomy places the organism in Eukaryota, Metazoa, Arthropoda, Insecta, Orthoptera, Acrididae.
UCAGAGAUACAAUGUAGUAGAAGAGAAGAUGGCCGCGAUGGGUCGGAGUAGCGGUUGGAGCGGCAAUGUAGGGCUCUUGCUUGGCGUGGGUGUUUUGGUUGGACAGAGUGAAAAUGUAAAUGGUGUUCUGUGUUACUGUGAUGGAGACUGCCCAGAUAAUGCAAAUGGUACAUGCAUUGGCUAUCCUGGAGGACAAUGUUUUGCAGCAAUUGAAGAAGCCCCCAUGAAGGAUGGAACUUGGGAACUUAUUCAUACUUAUGGCUGCUUAGCACCAGAGGGAGUUCUGAUGCAGUGUAAAGGAAAUCUGGUCCCACAUAAAAUAGCGAGAUCGAUCUUGUGUUGUAAUGAUACGGAUUACUGCAACAAGAAUCUUGAACCAAAAAUAGAAAACAGAGUUACAACACCAAAACCAGGAUUUGGAUAUGAUGAGAGCAUACCUUAUAUUGCUCUCAUUGUGUCAAUAACAAUCUGCCUCAUAAUUUUUCUAGUAAUCAUCGCAUGUGUGUAUCUGAGGUACAAAAAGCGUGAAGAUAGACGGCUUUAUAUGGAACACAGUUGUGAUCCAUAUCUAACAAAUAGUGGUACACUACAGGAGCUAAUAGACCAGAGCUCUGGUUCAGGAUCUGGUCUUCCUUUGCUGGUUCAGCGCACUAUAGCAAAGCAAAUACAGAUGGUACAUUCUGUGGGGAAGGGCAGGUACGGAGAAGUGUGGCUGGCGAAAUGGCGAGGAGAGAAAGUGGCAGUGAAAGUAUUCUUUACUACAGAAGAAGCAAGCUGGUUCAGAGAAACAGAAAUUUACCAGACAGUUUUAAUGCGUCAUGAAAAUAUAUUAGGAUUCAUAGCUGCCGAUAUUAAAGGUACAGGCUCUUGGACCCAAAUGCUAUUAAUAACAGACUACCAUGAAAAUGGGUCUCUUCAUGACUAUCUUCAAACGCACGUGCUAGACUCAUCGUCUCUGUUAACUCUAGCAUUAUCAGCAGCAAGUGGUGUAGCUCAUUUGCAUACAGAAAUUUUUGGAACUAGAGGCAAACCUGCCAUUUCACACAGAGAUAUUAAGAGUAAAAAUAUACUUGUCAAAAAGAAUGGAGAGUGUGCGAUUGCUGACUUUGGCUUGGCAGUGAGGUAUAUUAGUGAAAGCAAUGAAAUUGAUAUUGCUCCAAAUACUCGUGUGGGGACUAGGCGCUAUAUGGCACCAGAGGUUUUGGAUGAAACACUUGAUACAACAGCUUUUGAAGCUUUUAAGAUGGCUGAUAUGUACUCAUUAGGCCUUGUUUUUUGGGAAAUGUGCCGGAGGUGUGUUACUGGUAACAAACACACUGCAGCAGAUGACUAUCAACUGCCUUACUAUGAUUGUGUUCCAAGUGACCCAUCAUUUGAAGAUAUGCAUACAGUUGUCUGCAUGAAAAAGAUCCGUCCCAUUAUAUCAGAGAGGUGGUACUCUGAUGAGGUUUUACGGACUUUAACGAAGAUAAUGCAAGAGUGCUGGCACCCAAACCCAGCUGUGAGAUUAACAGCACUUCGUGUAAAGAAAACACUCUGCAAAUUGCAUGCAGAUUCAACAUUAAAAAUCGUGUAGUCGCUGUUGGAUUCUGUGUGACAUACACUGUCAACUCAAAUGUAAAAGUGAUGUGCAAUUUUGACGAUGUGUAUAUUAGGAAGACACUGUGCAGUUUUGUACUUCGAAGAAUGUUCGCGAAUGUGUGGUGUGUUUGUGUGUGCGUGUACAUUUAUGGAGAAUUGGGGGGGGGGGGGGGGGGGGAGAUAUUGCCUUGACAUCAGGGCCAAAGUGACUCAAGAUUUGUGAUACUUUCUUUUUACUUCAUAGACAUUUUAUAUGAAAAAAUAUUUAUUAUUUUAUACUUCCUGAAAGACAUGGCACACAAUAGUGACUGCAGUGUUCGGAAAUAUUUAUUUUUUUCUCUUUCCAUCAGAAAUGAUGAAACUAAUUGCUGCUCACUUUAUAAGUUAAGGUGACUAUUUUUAAUGGUGUUUUACUGAUGAAAUUACUUCAGUAUUUGCACUGUUUUUGGAAAGGUUUUGUAUUUUUGCAGAAGGUUGUGUAUAUAUAUUUUUCAAGGCUCAGCGGUUAUUCAGCAGCCUUAAGGAAAUGGUGUUCCAUGUAUGAACAUACCGCCCUUCUAAAUGUGUUUCAAAAAUACAUUUCAUUAUGAGUAAUUUGUUUUUGUCAAGCAGCUUAACUUUGUUGCUGUUCACUUUUCUUGCCCUUGGAAAAAUUUGUGUACUGUGGACACAUGUUAACAAACCCAUUUUGAUUCAGUUCAUAAAUUACAUAUGCAAAAAUGUAAGUACAGCGUUUGUUGUGAUAGUGAGUUUUGUACCUGCCUAUCCUGUGCUGAGUAGCAUUAUACUGUCUAACUUCAUGGAGAUGUAUUUCAUUGGUAAAUUAUAAUUUUGUUUGUAUAGUUUGUGUCACAUUUUGUGUUUGUUGUAAAUACGUGUGUGUAUUAUAAGUCCAGAGCUUAUGGCCCUUGCAGAUACUAAUGAGAGUUUUAAACAUCACUUGAUUGUGAAACUGGUUGUAAGGAAUCUGCAGUGUUAUUGGUCUCCGUUUAAAUAUACCACAAAUGUGAAAUAUAUUGUUUCUAGACAGUUUGAAAGAA